Melampsora larici-populina 98AG31 is the source of this 3417-nucleotide messenger RNA. RefSeq lists its product as uncharacterized. NCBI's taxonomy places the organism in Eukaryota, Fungi, Basidiomycota, Pucciniomycetes, Pucciniales, Melampsoraceae. The transcript has 5 exons. The record is from RefSeq and is a predicted model, not a curated record. Bases 1 to 3417 code for a protein of 1138 amino acids.
AUGUCGUCAUUACCUUUGAACGCUUCCCCUCUAGCCGUCGAGGUCGCUCCAGUGGUUGAAGGACUGUCUUCCCCAUUUCGAGUUGAUCUUCCCAACACUCUCAGCUCACCGUAUCAUGUAAUCGACAUAUCCCCUUCACCGCCUCCGCCUGUGCUUAUGAACGCCCUCGGUCAAUUCGACGAUGCUCCCUCGCCAGAGGCCGCGAUUGCCUCCAUAGACACCACUGCCGCGAUCGCCAGCAAACUACCCGACAAGAUCAAGUCCAUCUCUUCAUCUAGAAUAUCUUCCGCCCCCAAGAUUGGCCUCGGCCUGGGAAUUGAUACUGGUGGAGGCAGUUUAAUCAGUCUUGCAGAUUCGGCUGCUGCUAUGGCCGGCGGCGUCGGACGCGGAAAACUCACUUCUCUGAUUGACCGACACGUUCCUCUGCCGCUGUAUAAGAAGAGCUCCUCGGUUUAUUCCCGCCGCAAACGAUCGCGUCGAGCUUCACCCAAAGAACAAGGCUAUCUAGGUGAAGACGAAGAUGACGAGAGUGAUCAUCCUGUGUCCAAUUACCGAUUGGCUGGAGUUGUGCAAAGACUAAAUAACGACACUCACGCUUCUACCAUUGCAAGUAACCAUGUCCAAGAGUUGAUUCGCAAUUCUCUUCGUCAAUCUGCUAAAGAGGGAAUUGAGCCUAUCUCCAAGAAUUUCUCGAACCUGAAGCCGUCGAACAAAGGACCCAAGCGAUUGUCUUUUGAGAAGAAUCCUAGCAUCGAGCCAAUUGACAAGGUUUUGUCGCCACUUGUCAACCCUUGGCAGGUCUAUCACGCUCACUCAUCGGCUCUAAGGAGCGUCAUUGCGAAGGCUGCACCAAGACAUGCAGUUCAAGAUAUUGCCGAGCCCGCCAGCAAACUGAUGCGAAGAUUGGUUUUACCUCGUGGUGAUGAUGAAUCUUCAAGCUCCGCCAAUAUGCUCCCCAUAUAUCCCAGUGACCUUUCACCCAACGUCACGAGCUCUUAUACUGCUCCCGCAAGCUAUACGUCUGCCAUUUCCCUGGCCAGCUACACUACGUCUACCCCGUGCGCGCCAACACCAACUAUGACUAUGGCUGCGUCGUCUAAUAUUGCUAGCGCCACCGCUAUCCCCAGCCUUUCAGCUUAUGAAAGUCCAAUGCUACUUCCUUCGUCACCUCACCUUGCACUCCAUUCGCCCAAUAUGGCCAACACACCUGGAAGUUUUUCUCCUUCUCCAGUUGACACCUCGGUCUUCCCUGACGCGGCUCUCAACACCCCUCAGCCGAACGAUGGCGGAAUGAACUCUGGCACUGGAACACUCGUCCUUUCCCUCAUGGCAGGUGGUCUAGGAUUAUGCGGUAUCUUUGUUAUCUUAUUUACUAUCCUCUUGAAGAAGAACGGAGGCUGGUUGGGAGUUUUCAAUUGGAAGCGCAAGCCUCGGGGUACAGCAUAUGAUGAGUUCAUCGAGGAAGAGAAACGUUGGUGGGUUCGGGAGACCAAAAUGGCAAAAGAGCAGUCUAGACAGUCGAUUUAUACUGCCGAGGAACAGUCAAAGGACGACAUAAGUCAUGCUACGAUAUCAGGUGGGAUGCAACAGGUUAACAUCGCCCGUAGUGCAUCUUGUGCACCAUCUAUUCCGCCAAUCGCCAACAUAGUCGACGGAAAAAUCAGCAUGGAUAGUAUACGUAUCGAGCUCCCUUGUUCUUCAGGUUCGGAUUGUCUUUCCAUCAGUAGUGAAAGUUCUGGGGAGCUCUCGAAUCCGUCUCAUGACGAUCACAAGUUUGGUAAUGCGGCUUCAAUCUUGAGUGAUAUGGGUAUAGUCCGAAGUUCAACCGAUGAGAUGUGUCAGCGAAUGUUACCAUCAGUCUCUCCAGGCCGUUCUAGGUCUGAAAGCAAAUCGUCAAUCCUCUCAAAAGCGUCCAAGAAAAGCAUGAGUUCUCUUUCGUCAUUUUUCCGUCUUGGACUCGCCGCCAAUCAAGUUGAUCCAAAAUUCAAGCUGGGUGCGGGAAUCAGCAGUGACGAUAUCAAUCGUCUUGCCCGAGAAGGCCGACUAGAUGCAUCUGAAUUGACCAAAGAAAAAGUCGGAAGUCUCCUCAAUCCUGGUAAGAUGCAGAUCUCAAGCCCGAUUAUGAAUGAUUUUACACAAACCUCGAUUGAUUUGGACGAAGAUUCCCCAGUGAACAAAGCGGAUCCCGAGUCAAGAUACAAUCUUCCAAGCGCACCCGUCUCAGUGGCAAAGCAGCCAAUAAUUGUAUCAUGGACGCCACCAGCUAUCUUGAUCACCGACCAUCCAUCUGAACUUAUUCCACCUUCGCCACCACCCCCGCCAGCUCCUCGUCCGAUCUCUGUCGGUACAACAUUCACUAGGUUCUCGACAGCGAGUUACCUAUCUGAGAAUGCAACCCCUGUCCGAGAUUCCAUUACCAAUUACUUCCCGGUGGUACCCUCUUCUCCGCCGCCAGCUCGUGACGGUGUCAGAAAUCCUACGUCAAGAUACGAAUCUUCUAUCAUUGACCCAGAGAUGUUGGCCUCACUCAAACGUACUAGCCACCCUAGGAGGGGAUCUUGGAAGACCUUUGGUGGAGAGCUUGCAAACGUCGAAACCCCGCUGCCUCCAAGAACUUAUUCGUCAUCAAGUAACCCGCGAAUCACCUCCUUGAGUAGUCUUCUAAACUCAAGAGCUCAAGGUACCUCAACAACGCAUGCCGGAAUCUUCCAUUCAAAGAUAGCAGCAUCGAGAUUUGCUACUCCUCAACGGUCCAGUCUCAGUAGCAUAGCAUCUUCUAAAACUAUCCGAGAAUUGGCAGCUGUGACAGAAGAUUUGAGGGCACUAAUUGACUUGGAUGCUGAAGCAGAUGAUUCGUGGCACGCCCCAACACAGUUUCAUAAAUCUGUUCCAGAUCGUGUUCCAAGAGGUUCACGUGCACCACCACCAAUCAGACCACCUAAGUCAGUCAAUCGUUAUAACCGAAUCAAAAAUAUGUCAAUCGAAUACGAAAGCACAUCUACACCUUCAUCCCCCGUCAAUCCUAAUAUGCAUUUCCCUAGUUCGUCUAUCAGUAGCGAGCACUCUUAUAGUUCAGAUUGGAGUUUAGAUAUGAUUCGACCUCCAAGCAAGCUUUACAAUCGAAACGGUGCUCAUUCACGUCCGGUAGGUAUCAUUGAAGUCAAUCCUUCCAAAGUCAAGAGUUCAAAUUCAGGAUCUUCACUUGCUACUGUCAUCUCAGCGGAUUCAAACACCAGUCUAUUUGAAAUCGCCAGUUUACACACUGCUCAUACUGUUAGAGGGGCUUCGGUCGAGUAUGUGGUACGAUCUCCACCUCAAGUGGCUUCAAGUAGACGAAGUGGUCCGAUGAUGGCAAUUGUUGAAGAAAUGGAUGAGAUGUCAUUGUCAGCUUUGUCAACCUCCACUGAAUCACAUUAG